UAAAAUGGCGGAGUAGAUUCAUGAUGGAACUUAGCAAGAUAAAGUCCCACUUGGGACCCCUCUCAUACAUACUCAUAAUGGCUGUGCUAGGAGUUCCAAUCUGGUGGCGUACGACUGAAGUGUACAGAGCCCUCCUUCCCUAUGACGCAAUUGACGCAUUAUCAGACAUUGAAUAUGUGACGCAAAAAGUGAACAUUAUUCUGAUCACACCUGACGCACAGGGUGUACAUUCCAGGGGACCAGAAGUUCAAAAACUCUUAAAUUCUCAACUUUAUGAUUUAUCUUUAAAUGUGCGCGCACCAAGUGAGCGUGAAAGUAAAGUUCUGGAAAGUGCGGUCAGCUUGGGAGAUGUCGAUGAGGAGAUUGGAAAAGGAUUGGCUGGAUCCGUCCCAGGGGCUGUUGUUCUGCUAGAAGCCCCACGGGUUUUGCUGGUUUCGCCAUCAUCAUUGGUUGCGGGCAAUUACCGAACUAUUUACUUCACCUCCGCCACCCCUUCACAACAAAUUGCGGCAAUGCUCAUGGACACAGUAUUGGGUGAGCAACAAAUGUCGAGGUUAUGGGAGACCCCGUCCUCCCCGGCCUCCAGUCCAACCUCGGCUAGCCUUCUCCGAAAGAAAAGUACCGGGAAGAUAGAUGUUCAGCUUUCCCUUCUAGUCCCUGAACCUGAAUAUGUUGUGGCCUCCUGGGAUAUUAAAGGAGCAGUUCACAAAUAUCUGGAUCCGUUUUUAUCAAGAUUCCCGCUGCAUGUUCCGGUCAACAGUCAGGUCAUCUACCUGACCAGCCUAAAUAUACCUGGAGGUGAAGAGGGGCAGGGUCCACUAGAGGUGAAAGCUGAAGAUCUAGCUCUGGCCUUGAACAGUGUUGAGAGUUUAUUGAGUAGCCAGAGCAGCAGCAGUCCUGCUCUUAAUCUUAUCAUCUACAUACCUCCUGUUCAUAGAACCCCACUGACUGUUCGAGGUUCCAAGAAUAAUUCAUUUCUGAUCCCAAGCUGGGGAGGAGUUUAUAUAUAUAACUAUAAUCUACCAGGAGACAAGAUGAUCAAAUAUCCAACAAGUUUAGAGUUGGAUAUGGAGUUAGUUUCUAAAAUCUGGGUUGGACAGCUCAGAUCUCUCCUAGGAGUACAGGUUGUUGAUGAGAGAAAAUCAUUGGCCUUGAACCCUCGUGGUCUACGGGACUGGGAACUUGAUUAUCAGCUUAGAUAUAGGGCUGGUGAAAAUAUAGUUGAAGUACGACGAACCCUGGAAUCCUUAUCCCGACUUCUUCAUCAGAUUCCUAAUAUUGUCAUUACAGAGGAUAUUGCUAGAAGGGUAGAGAUGAGUUUGAAUAAGCUAAGGAUGAGUGUGAGCUAUCUAAAGGAAGGAAGAAUCACUGAGGCUCACUCUGCUAGUCAAUCCUCACUGCAGCAGGCUGAAGCUGCGUUCUUUGAUCCCUCUCUACUCUCCCUUCUCUAUUUCCCUGAUGAUCAGAAGUAUGCUAUCUAUGUUCCCUAUUUCCUACCUGUAGGUCUACCCAUCCUACUAUCCAUCAAAUCCAUCAUCAAAGCAAUCAAGACUAAACCAAAGGAGGAGUAGUAGGACAAGAUAUGUUAAGGGACUGUUCACGUAAUCUAUACUAGUGACCCUAUAAUAGCAUGUCCGAUUCAUAAAAGUACCCUUAAACCUUCGUCGGAACAAGAAAUCCUUGAUUUUUCUUUCUUUUUCAACUAAUUAUUGUGGAUUUCUUGCUACAGAAGAAAAUUCUAGUAAAUUGUAAGGAGACUCUACAAGCUAGAAAUAUGAUAAUAAUUAAUAACUUCUACACUAUUGAUAAGAUAAAGGUUAAAAUGGUGCCCUUGUGAAUCAUUCAAGGCCAUCUUUAAAUUGAUUUGAAACUACAACAGUUUGCAUAUUGGAUUCAUGGAAAAUAAUUUCGCAGAAUAAAUGGUCUUUUUCCUAAAUGUGAAA
Molecule: messenger RNA, 1943 nt
Organism: Eurytemora carolleeae
Lineage: Eukaryota; Metazoa; Arthropoda; Copepoda; Calanoida; Temoridae
Gene: PIG-S
Product: GPI transamidase component PIG-S
Exons: 14
Coding region: 21-1571 (516 amino acids)
Biological process (GO): attachment of GPI anchor to protein
Cellular component (GO): GPI-anchor transamidase complex
Source: RefSeq, a predicted model, not a curated record